AUGUCUUCAACACUGGUAGCCACAGCUACCACCACCACCAGAACUACUAAUAUUUGUUCAAUGUGUAAUUGUAAUAACAACAACAACAACAAUAGUAACAACACAUCAUCUUCAGAUUUUCAUUUACCUACAUUAUAUGAAUUAUUAGAACAUACUAUUAAUUUAGAUUCUCAUAAAUCAAAUCAAUUAUUAUUAUUAUUUCAUGAAUAUUUAAUGUCAAGACAUUGUUCAGAAAAUUUACAAUUUAUUAUUGAUAUUAAUAAAUAUUUAUUAACCGAAAAAAAAAUUACCCAUAGUAGUAGUAAUAUUAUCAAUUUAUGGAAUUUUAUUUAUGAAAAAUAUUUAAUAUUUGAUGCUGAUUUAGAAAUUAAUUUACCUUGUCAAUUAAAAUCUCAAUUAAAUUUAAAUCAAUUACCUAAUUUAAUAAUUUUAAAAAAUUGUCAAAAAUAUAUUUAUGAUAAUUUAUUAAUUAGUUUAUAUCAAGAAUUUAUUAAACUGAUAAAACAACAAUUUGAUAAAGAAAUGAAACAAAAGCAGCAGCAACAACAACAGCAAGAGAAACAACAACAAGAGAAACAACAACAAGAGAAGAAGAAUGUUUCUUAUCAAGUAUCACCAAUUAGUCCCAACCAAAACCAAAACCAAAACCAAAACACUACUAAUAACAAUAACAAUAAUGGUGGUGGUACUGGUAGUAGUAGUAGUAGAAAUAAUAGUACUGGUAGUUUCACUCAUUUCAAACAUUCAUUAUCAUUAAAUUUACCUCGACGUAAUAGUAAUAAAAUUAACAACAACAACAACAAGAAAAACAAUAACAAUAACAAAAACAAAAACAAUGCUAAACGUAUAAAUGAUGAUUAUAAUGAUGAUAUAUGUCCAAUAUCAAAAGUUAAACCUUUUACAGAAGAAGAAGAAAAUGAACAUUAUCAUGAUCAUGAACAUUAUCAUCAUAAGAAACAACAACAUUUUAUUGGAUAUGAUUAUUAUACUAUUCCUACUAUAGAAAGCACAUCAACAUCUUCCUCAUCAUCUUCAUCAUCUUCAUCAUCUUCAUCAUCUUCUUGUACUUAUACUUGUACUUGUACAUCACCUACUUAUUUUGAUAAUAAUAAUACUACUAUUCACCACCACCAACACCACCAAUACCAUCAUCAUCAUAUUAUUAAUGAAGAAAAAGAUUGUUUUAUUAUUGAUGAUGAUGAUAAUUAUUUGAAUACUUGGUCAAUGAAUAGAAAUAAUUCUAAUAGUAAUUCUAAUAGUAAUGGUAAUUCUAACGGUAAUAGUAAUGGUAGUACAAGUGGUAAUACAACAAGAACAAAUUCUACUUCAACAAGACAUAAUAGUACUAGUAGUAGUACCAAUACUAGUAGAGGAUCAUCAAUUGGAUCAAUAAUUAUGGAUAAUUCAAUUAAUUAUUUUAAUAAUAAAAUGAAAAAAUUCAAAUUUGGUAGUAUUAGUGGAACAACAAAUACAAAUACAAAUACAAAUACAAAUACUAGCAACUAA
Molecule: messenger RNA, 1506 nt
Organism: Candida dubliniensis CD36
Lineage: Eukaryota; Fungi; Ascomycota; Pichiomycetes; Serinales; Debaryomycetaceae
Gene: RGS2
Product: GTPase-activating protein
Exons: 1
Coding region: 1-1506 (501 amino acids)
Source: RefSeq, a predicted model, not a curated record